AGAUGUGAGUGCAACUUUUUACCCUGAUCUUUCAAUUUUGACAUAAAAUGUAUGAAAAUUAUCUCAAAUUUGACAUUUGUUGCCCUUGGAGCCUUUGGAACGCAACCAACCCCAAGCUGACAGCUGGAGACUUGAUGUUGAUUGACGUUCUUGUACAUUACAUUCGUCAACAAUUUUCAUAAUACUUACCUGUGACGACUACUACUCUUUAUAGUAUUGUAUCGGGCUCAAAUUAAUUAGGAAUAUAAUUAUUCAACCAAAAUGAGGAUCACGAACGUAAGACGCGGCAGGAUCUAUCGAAUGGGAGCAGCCUGUGGCGUUCUUAUACUUUUGAUCUAUGCUUUACAUAAAUGGUCUAGUGAAAAUGUUCUGAACUAUUCGAAUGAUGCAUUACUUCCUGAAUCAGAAGUUGGCUACUAUAAAUUCCAUCGUGAAGUUUAUCCAACAUUAAAAACAGAUCUUGGAAAUUUUGAACCAAGAGAUUUAAGGAAAGUUAGUGGCCCAGGAGAGGAGGGUAAGCCUUAUCACAUGUCUCCAGAUAGAGCUAACGACAUAUCCGAAUCAGAGAGUGAAUAUGGCAUGAAUAUUGCAGCAUCAGAUGAUAUUGCCAUGAACAGGUCCAUACCAGAUACCAGACUAGACGAAUGCAAGUACUGGCACUACCCAGAGGAUCUGCCCAAAACAUCUGUGAUAAUAGUUUUCCAUAAUGAAGGGUUCACAGUGCUCAUGAGAACAGUUCACACGGUUAUAGAUAGAUCGCCUCCCAAUAUACUCCAUGAAAUUGUACUGGUGGACGACUACUCAGACAAAGAAAACUUGAAAAGUAACUUGGAUGAGUACAUUAAACGUUUUAAAGGGAAAGUGAGAUUAAUCAGAAACGCGCAUAGGGAAGGUUUGAUUAGGACGAGAUCUAGGGGCGCGCAAGAAGCCACUGGUGACGUAAUCGUAUUCUUAGACGCCCACUGCGAGGUGAACGUCAAUUGGCUGCCUCCCCUACUAGCACCAAUAUAUCGGGACUACAGAAUCAUGACAGUACCAGUCAUAGACGGAAUCGACCACAGAACCUUUGAAUACAGACCUGUAUACCAACACGGGAUCAACUAUAGAGGCAUAUUCGAAUGGGGCAUGCUUUACAAAGAGAACGAGGUGCCUGAUAGAGAAGCGAACAGGCACAAACACAAAUCGGAGCCUUAUAAGAGCCCGACUCAUGCAGGAGGUCUGUUCGCCAUAAACAGGAAGUACUUUCUAGAAAUCGGCGCUUACGACCCCGGUCUUUUAGUAUGGGGGGGAGAAAACUUUGAGUUGAGCUUCAAAAUCUGGCAAUGCGGAGGCAGCAUUGAAUGGGUGCCUUGCUCUAGGGUUGGCCAUGUGUACCGCGCUUUCAUGCCCUACUCGUUCGGUAAUCUAGCCAAAAAUCGAAAAGGUUCGUUAAUCACCAUCAAUUAUAAGAGAGUGAUUGAAACUUGGUUCGAUGAGGAACACAAAGAGUAUUUCUACACGAGAGAGCCGAUGGCCAGAUUCCUUGAUAUGGGUGAUAUUACUGAUCAGGUUGCCUUGAAAGAGAAGCUCAAGUGCAAAAGCUUCAGUUGGUUCAUGGAAAACGUAGCGUACGACGUUUACGACAAAUUUCCAAAGUUACCGAAGAACGUGCACUGGGGAAUGGUGAAGAAUAAGGCUACUGGCGUCUGCUUAGACACGAUGGGUAAAGCUGCGCCGGCUUAUAUAGGUACGUCUACGUGCCACGGGUCUGGCAACAGUCAGCUGUUCCGACUAAACGAGGCGGGACAGCUGGGUGUUGGUGAACGUUGCGUUGAAGCGGACUCGCAGAACGUGAAGCAGGCCAUAUGUCGGCUCGGCACCGUAGAUGGACCGUGGAGGUACGAUGAAGAAUCUCAUCAAUUAAUACAUCGGCUGCACGGCUUUUGCCUCACGCUUCAACCGCACUCUAGAACGUUGGGCCUCGCGCCCUGCGACCCCAACAACACCUACCAACAGUGGACCAUAUCCCACAAGAAGCCUAAUUGGUGAGCCCACGCCACUAACUAUAGGUAUACAUCCAGUAAAAGAUAAUUUUAGGUAAAAUUGUACUUCUUGGGCCUGGGAGUAGGGGGCCGUUCAAGUAUUACGUAAGCACUAUAAAUAAAUAUUUCCAACACUCA
Messenger RNA from Chilo suppressalis (striped riceborer), 2159 nucleotides. NCBI's taxonomy places the organism in Eukaryota, Metazoa, Arthropoda, Insecta, Lepidoptera, Crambidae. The record is from the annotation of a GenBank genome assembly.